This is a messenger RNA of Eruca vesicaria subsp. sativa (arugula), 1795 nucleotides long. NCBI's taxonomy places the organism in Eukaryota, Viridiplantae, Streptophyta, Magnoliopsida, Brassicales, Brassicaceae. The record is from the annotation of a GenBank genome assembly.
GCUUAAAGGGCUUAUGUAAUGAAAAUAAGUGACGAGGGCUUACACAAGCAUUAGAAUCUUAUCUAAAGAACAUACUAAUCACGAGUGUACUUAUUAGCCGCCAACCGCCACCCAUCAAAAGACAUACACUAAGACUUGCACAUCCCUAAACCGAGCAAAAUCUCAUGGACUCGUCUCAAAAUGAUGGCGUAUACCAACCCCUUCUCCAGCCUGAUCAGCUUUCUCCGCCGCCGGAGUCAAACAACGGCGAGUUAGAGAGAGUGUUAACCGACGUUGAAACUCCCCUGUUUAUCCGCCUGCGUAAAGCCACGAUGAUUGAAUCCAAGCUUCUUUUCAAGCUUGCUGCGCCUGCGGUCAUAGUCUACAUGAUAAACUACCUCAUGUCUAUGUCAACUCAAAUCUUCUCCGGCCAUCUAGGAAACCUAGAACUCGCCGCCGCUUCUCUCGGAAACCGUGGAAUACAAGUCUUCGCCUACGGUCUCAUGUUAGGAAUGGGGAGUGCGGUUGAGACGCUAUGUGGACAAGCGUUUGGAGGUAAAAAAUACGAGAUGCUCGGCGUUUAUCUCCAAAGAUCCACCGUGCUACUCACUCUCACCGGCGUCCUCCUAACGUUAAUCUAUGUUUUCUCUGAAAACAUUUUACUAUUUCUCGGACAGUCUCCAGAAAUAGCUUCCGCCGCGUCUCUCUUCGUCUACGGUCUCAUCCCUCAAAUCUUUGCCUACGCUUUAAACUUCCCUAUCCAGAAGUUCCUACAGUCACAAAGCAUCGUUGCUCCGAGUGCUUACAUCUCAGCGGCCACUCUCUUUAUUCACCUUCUCUUAAGCUGGCUCGCUAUAUACAAGCUUGGGAUUGGGCUUCUUGGAGCGUCGCUUGUGCUCAGCCUCUCGUGGUGGAUUAUAGUGGCUGCGCAGUUUGUUUACAUAGUGACGAGUGAACGGUGUCGUGAGACGUGGCGAGGGUUUAGUGUGCAAGCGUUCUCGGGGUUACCGAGUUUCUUCAAACUGUCCGCGGCCUCCGCCGUGAUGCUCUGCCUAGAGACUUGGUAUUUUCAGAUCUUGGUUCUUCUUGCCGGACUUCUUGAGAAUCCGGAACUUGCUCUUGAUUCUCUCUCCGUUUGCUUGACGAUUGCUGGUUGGGCGUUCAUGAUAUCUGUUGGAUUCAACGCAGCGAUUAGUGUAAGAGUGAGUAAUGAACUAGGAGCUGGGAACCCUAAAUCAGCAGCGUUUUCUGUAAUCAUCGUCAACAUAUAUUCGUUAAUCAUAAGUGUGAUCAUAGCCACUAUAGUUUGGUUGUGCCGUGACAUUUUGAGCUAUGCGUUCACCGAAGGUGAAAAGGUCUCAGCUGCGGUUUCUGAUCUUUGCCCCUUUUUGGUUGUAACGCUUGUUCUCAAUGGAAUCCAACCUGUGCUAUCAGGUGUGGCGGUUGGAUGUGGUUGGCAAACGUUUGUGGCCAAAGUUAAUGUUGGAUGUUAUUACAUUAUCGGAAUUCCUAUUGGAGCUCUCUUUGGGUUUUACUUCAAGUACGAUGCCAAGGGUAUAUGGACGGGAAUGAUUGGUGGUACGCUUAUACAAACGGUUAUAUUGGUUUGGGUCAUAUUUAGAACAGACUGGACAAAAGAAGUUGAUGAAGCUUCUAAAAGGUUAGAUAAAUGGAGCAACAAGAAGCCAGAAAUCAUUUCUGAAUGAUGUAUUUAAGCUUUGCAUUGAAUAAACCCAAAAUAUUCUUUUUAUCCGGACAUAUUACAUGUAUGCAUUAUUACAAAAUGAGUAAUAUAUCUAUACUAUUAAAGCAGGAU